Molecule: messenger RNA, 711 nt
Organism: Funneliformis caledonium
Lineage: Eukaryota; Fungi; Glomeromycota; Glomeromycetes; Glomerales; Glomeraceae
Source: the annotation of a GenBank genome assembly
AUGUGUGGCGUUUAUGGUUCACCAAAUUCUUUACAUCAAUGUCAUUUCUGUUUGGUGCAACGUAAUAUGAUGAAUGAUGUUCAUAUCGCAAAAGAAGAUAUUUAUAUUCAUAAUGAAAAUGAUACUAAGAAUGCUUUACGUUGUGGUAAAGAUAAGGCAAUCUCAGUAUAUAAUAUAAGGAAUGCUUUGUGGAAACGACCAUAUUUUAAUGUUUAUACUAUGUGUGUACCCGAUUGUAUGCAUUAUGCGGAUUUCAGGCUUUUUCAGUAUCAAUUACGAUUCACGGUCGAAUUACUAAAUUCCAAGUAUAAUAACAGCUUAAUAAGAAUACUUGAGGAAUGCCUUUUUCAAAUUCCCCGUUAUCUGAAUCUAAAGGUUUUCAAAAACAGAUUUGAAAGGUUUACACGAUUAACUGCAGCCGAGUAUCGUGACUUGAUGAAGGUUAUGUUAUUUGUCUUGGAUGAUCUAAUAUCAGAUAAAAAGCUUAAUGAGAAUCUAUGCGAACUAUAUUCAUUGUGGAUUGAUAUGUAUAUAUGGAGCCGUCAACCCAAAUAUACUGAAAAUAUCAAAAAUUGGUCACUACAAGAUAUUGAUAACGAAACAGUUCAAAUUGAAGUAUUUGAACAAGCAGCCUUCUCCGAUGUUUGUGUUGAAAUAGAUAAAGCAGAACAAGACGAUUAUUUAACAGAUAAUGGCUUAUGUUAUGCAAAG